AUGGACAUGAACAAUUUUAUUGGUCGGCGAUUCAACCUCAUUUCGAUGAGCGAUAUUCGUUACGUUGGUACUCUGCACGACAUCAACCCCGAGGCUUCAACGAUUGCACUUGAGAACGUCGUAUCGCAUGGCACUGAAGGCAGACGUGGCAAUGCAUCGGAUGAGGUCCCUCCAACUAGUUGUGUUUACGAAUACAUUGUUUUCAGAGGCAGUGAUGUGAAGGACAUCAACUUUGCCGACAAUGAAAAGGAGAACCAGGCUCCAGAACCGCCGCAGGUGCCCAAUGACCCUGCUAUACUAGGUACUACGGCUCCUCCGCGCCAAGCUCAGGCUCCCGCAACCGCCCCAGCUCCUGCCCAGGCUGGCCGCGGUCAACCAGCUCAAGUUCCCCAGCAACCUCCCCGACAACAGCCACCACCUCCUGGCUAUCCUCAGCAACCGCCAUAUCCUAAUUACUACAAUCCUUAUGGACAGCAGUUCCGUGGGCCUCCCGGUGGCCCUCCCGGAUUCCCUGGAGCACCUGGCCCUGGCCCUGGCUUCCCAAAUAUGCCUUACGGACAACAAGGCUGGUAUCCUCCCCCAGGUCAAGGCUUCCCACAGCAACAGGGCCCAUUCGGACCACCCCAGAUGCCAAUUGGCCCUCCACGCGGACCUCCAGGACAGCAACAGCAGCCUCCGCAGCCGCCUCCGCAGCAACAGCCACAACCCCAGCAACGUGGAGCAGAGGGGGCUCCAGCCUCUCAGAAUGCCCCAAUGCCAACUUCCGAACUUCCUGGUGGUGAAAAGGCUCCAAAGAAACCUACAACCCCUGCCCCGGCCACCGCUGCGCAUAAGGAUAACCAGCAGCCGCCCCAAACCAAACCAGAGGCUUCCACCACCCAAAAUCAAAAGCCAGCUCCCGCCAAAGCACCUGCCCAGCCCUCCUCCGAGGCCACUACAGCUCCCAAGAAUGAAAGAAUUAUUCCUGCUGUCCCUGUUGCUGUGCCCCUAAAGCCCACUGCUCAGGUUACUGCAUCCGUCGGCGUUGGCCAACAGCCAAACCGAAGUGCUCCAAAUGCUAUGGAGGAGGCAACCCGAGCUGCUACUGCUGCUGUCGCCGCUGCAAUGGCAAAACUGCCACAGCCCGCUGGAUCCCAGCAGCAGCAAUCUACAAACGGCUCCGUAGAGGCCGUUACUAAGAAGGUUAAUGAAAUGCGACCGUUUGAUGGUGAACGUCAGUCGAGAGGCGGCCACCGUGGCCGAGGUGGCCACCGUGGACACCACCACCACCAUCAGCAGGUCAAGAAGAUCGAAGUUCCUGCUACCGAUUAUGACUUUGCAUCUGCGAAUGCGAAAUUCAACAAGCAGGAUCUCGUCAAAGAGGCUAUUGCUUCCGGAUCACCAUUACUUGAAGCCGAAGGAAAGGCUCAAAGCAUAACUUCCGAGGCCAAUGGAGCCGAAGGCGGUGAUGUCUCCAGUGCCGCAUCUGGUCAUGCUACCACUGUUGUAUAUGACAAGACCUCCUCGUUCUUCGAUAACUUAUCUAGCGAGAUGCGUGAUAGGGAAGAAAACGCCCGGAACAAGACCAGCGGCCGUGAAUGGCGCGGUGAGGAAGAAAAGAAGAACAUGGAGACUUUCGGACAAGGAAGCGUUGACAGCGGAUACCGUGGUCGAGGCCGUGGCCGUGGACGAGGGUUUGGCGGACGAGGCAGAGGCUAUAACCGUGGCUAUGGGGGUAACCGUGGCAGAGGCGGCUUCCGCAAUGGACGAGUUGCUGAAUCUACCGGGGUUCCGUCCGCUUCUUAA
Nannizzia gypsea CBS 118893 is the source of this 1785-nucleotide messenger RNA. RefSeq lists its product as hypothetical. Gene Ontology annotation, biological process: P-body assembly; cytoplasmic stress granule assembly. Bases 1 to 1785 code for a protein of 594 amino acids. The transcript is spliced from 4 exons. Gene Ontology annotation, cellular component: P-body. Lineage: Eukaryota; Fungi; Ascomycota; Eurotiomycetes; Onygenales; Arthrodermataceae. The record is from RefSeq and is a predicted model, not a curated record. Gene Ontology annotation, molecular function: mRNA binding.